AUGUUUCAAGAAACUGAACCUGUUUGUCGCGUAUGUCAUGCUUUGGCCCAAGGUAUGCAUUUCGGAGUUGAAGCAUGUCGAGCCUGUGCAGCAUUUUUUCGACGAAGUAUAAACCUAAAAAGACGAUACGUUUGUAGGUCUGGCAGUCAUAAAUGUAAACUUUUCAAUGCAAGGAACGUCUGCCGUAAAUGUCGUCUGCAGAAGUGCUUUGAAGUUGGAAUGCUUGAGGAAAGUAUGUUU
This is a messenger RNA of Enterobius vermicularis (human pinworm), 240 nucleotides long. The record is from the annotation of a GenBank genome assembly. NCBI's taxonomy places the organism in Eukaryota, Metazoa, Nematoda, Chromadorea, Rhabditida, Oxyuridae.